AUGGAGGAGGGGGACGGAGAGGGGGAAGGGCAUCUGCCGGCGAGAGAGGGGCCAAGUGGUUGUAGCCUUCAGUCUGACACCUCCGCCACCACCACCACCACCACCAAAAACCUCCUGGCUUCUGUCAAAGAGCAGGAGCUCCAGUUUGAGCGGCUGACUCGGGAACUGGAGGAGGAACGGCAGAUUGUGGCCAGCCAGUUGGAGAGGUGCAUGCUGGGAGCAGAGUCCCCGGGCGGGGACAGCAGCAGCUCAUCUGAGAAGUCAUUUGCAUGGAGAUCCGCAGGAGGUCAGAGGUCAGGGUUUGCCUGUCCAUCUCCCGUGCGUCACCUCCGGGGAGAGGAGGGGCUCUACCCGCCCGAACCGGAGCGCGCCUCCCUCCACGACAGUGAGGGGUCCGGGGGUCACUCGGCCCAGAUGACCUCGUACUCGGACAGCGGUUACCAGGACAGCAGCAUGAGCUAUUACAGUAACCAGAACAUCGUGCGCAUGGAGCCCCGGGCUUCGCUCUCCAGGAGCCCCAGGGCCGAGGGACAAGCCUCCAGCCAGGCAUCGGGUCGGGUGCUGAGGAGAAUGGGCUCCCUCCCCUCCAGGAGCCAGUCUCCUGGCGGCGGCACCGCCGGCACUGUCUCCCCCUCCCGUGUCUCCCUGCGCACCUCCCAGGGAAGCACCUAUGGUUCACCCAUCCUCUCCGAGCCCAAACCCCUCGCCGCCGUGUUCCCCGGGACCACCAUGCCCCCCUCCUGCCCUUCGCCCUCCUCCCCGACCGAUGGCUCCCGCACCACCCCGCGACUCACCAGUGCCGGUAGCCAGGCCCUGGGUGGAGGAGGCAGCAACAGGCGGCUGGGCUCCACCUUGUCCCUUGUGGAGGGGCGGGGUUUAGCUGGAUCACCAUUGCGUACAGAGAUGACUGCAGUUCCUCAACACUACGGGUCCACGCUGCCCCGACAGAGCCAGCCGCUGGCUUAUGGGGCUGAUCCGUACGGCCUCUACCAGAGGAGCGCCCUGCCUCGCCCAGACAGCCUCAUAGGGCUUCACAGCUCCUACGCCGGUCACUCGGUGCAACUGGACCCUGAGCUGCGGGCGGUGCUGUCUCCAGACUGUCACAUGACAUCGGUGUUUGACGAGCGCACCUUCCACAGCCCCCUCUACCACAGCCCCACCCACGACCCGCAGGGGAACAUCUACAGGACAAGCACAGGAAUGGGGACGCUCCCGCGGACCACAAGCCAUGGCGGCACGCUGCCUUACCAAAGAAGCAGCAGCUAUGGGCUGAGCACUGCAGCCCUGUACGCUGACUCCUACGGGGUUUCCCAGAAGGGGCUGGACAGUGAGCCAGUAUAUACCCGACACUCUGGACUCAUUGCCACCCGCUCCCCAUCCAUUGACAGCAUCCACAAAGACCCCAGAGAGUUUGCAUGGCGUGACCCGGAGCUUCCCGAGGUCAUCCACAUGUUGCAGCAUCACUUCCCGUCAGUGCAGGCCAACGCAGCCGCCUACCUCCAGCACCUCUGCUAUGGCGACAACUGUGUCAAAGUGGAGGUGUGUCACCUGGGAGGAAUCCAGCACCUGGUGGACCUGCUGGACCACAAGGUGCCUGAGGUCCAGAAGAGCGCUUGCGGAGCCCUGAGGAAUCUGGUGUACGGAAAGGCCACCGAUGACAACAAAGUGGCGCUGAGGAACUGUGGAGGCGUGCCGGCGCUGCUCCGCCUCCUCAGGAAGACCACAGACAAUGAAGUCCGGGAGCUGGUCACCGGCGUCCUGUGGAACCUGUCCUCGUGCGACGCGGUGAAGAUGACCAUCAUCCGUGAUGCUCUGACCACGCUCACCAACACGGUGGUCAUCCCUCAUUCGGGCUGGAGCAGCGCCCCGCACCGCGAGGAGCACAAACACAAGUUUCACUCCUCCCUGCUGCUGCGCAACACCACCGGCUGUCUGAGGAACCUGAGUUCAGCAGGCGAGGAGGCGCGGAGUCAGCUGCGUUGCUGUGAGGGUCUGGUAGACUCUCUGCUCUACGUCCUCAAAGCCUGCGUCAACACCUCCGACUACGACAGCAAGAUAGUGGAGAACAGCGUGUGCACGUUGAGGAACCUGUCCUACCGGCUGGAGGUGGAGAUGCCCUCCUCUCGUCUGCUUGGAAACCAGGAGCUGGACGCCCUGCUGGGCUUCUCCUCCCCGGCCAAAGACCUGGACUACCUCUGCUGGGGCAAGAGGAGGCGCAGCAGGAAGAGGAGCGGCUGGCCGGACGACAAGUGGGAUGGCUUGGGGCCGAUUCCGGGCUUCUCCCACCCUCUGAGGGGGGCCGAGCAGCUAUGGCACCCCAUGGUGGUCAAACCUUACCUCAGCCUGCUGGCCGAGAGCUCCAACCCCGCCACGCUGGAGGGCGCCGCCGGGUCCCUGCAGAACCUCUCCGCCGGAAACUGGAAGUUCUCAGCCUACAUCCGUGCAGCAGUGAGGAAGGAGAAGGGUUUGCCCAUCCUGGUGGAGUUACUGAGGAUGGACAACGACAGGGUGGUGUGCUCGGUGGCGACGGCGCUCCGAAACAUGGCACUGGACAUCAGGAACAAGGAGCUCAUAGGGAAGUACGCCAUGCGGGACCUGGUGAACCGGCUGCCCGGUACCAGUCCCUCGGUGCUGUCAGAUGACACGGUGGCGUCGGUCUGCUGUACGCUACACGAGGUCACCAGCCGCAACAUGGAGAACGCGAAGGCUCUGGCCGACAGCGGCGGCAUCGAGAAGCUGGUGGACAUCAGCAAAGGCCGGGGGAAGGGGUACUCUAUGAAGGUGGUGAAGGCAGCAGCUCAGGUGUUGAACACACUCUGGCAGUACAGGGAGCUGAGGAACCUCUACAAACAGGACGGUUGGAACUACACCCAUUUCAUCACCCCUGUGUCCACCCUGGAGCGUGACCGCUACCGUUCUCAGCCAACCCUCCCUACCAGCCCACCUCAAAUAUCCCCUGUUAUCCAAUCAGGUGGUAGUGCGACAUCCUCACCAGCGAUGCUAGGGAUAAGAAGACACAGUUCAAACUACCAGAGGGCACAGUCAUCUAUGCAACUUGACACAUUUUAUGGGGACAACAGUUUACACAAACAUCCAUACACAGGGUCUGAAAAGAAAACCCCAUAUUUCAUUGGGACAUAUUUGUCUCAGUCAGGAGAGGAUCUGAGAAGGUCCCAGCACCCAGAGCCAUUUUACGAUGAGCCCGACAGAAAGAACUACAACAGCUACAGAAUGUACCUGUCGUCCCCGCAAGGGUACGGGGAGGAGCAUUACGAGGACGAACCAGUCCACCUGACCCCGUCCUCCCCAGAUGGCUAUGCUGGCCAGUCCCUCAGAAUCAAAGCCAACACAAACUACGUGGACUUCUACUCCACCACACGGAGGCCUUCACAGCGGGCAAACAAGUACACCGGCUCCCCUGACUCCUGGGUGUAGAAAAAAAAGACACAAUCGCGGUGUACCCUUUAACUUCAGUGUCCAUGGGCGUUUUUGUGUUCGGGGGCAGCGCACGUUGGUUGUGUUGUGUGAGCGUGUCGGGUGUGUUUGAGAAUGCAUGUGAAUGUGUAUGCAUCUGUGUUGACGCUGUACUGAAUGGCCAGGGCUGGGUUUUCUGACAAGCAUCCUUUUUUGAGUUACUUCCUUUUUGGUCCAUUGUAAAGGAAAUUGGACCAAAGGUGAUCUCAGUCAAAAGAUGCUCUCCUGAAAAAACCCAAAUCCCCACCUUCGCGGUUUACCAGUGUUUGUAACAUUGAGUGAAGGUUUUUCUUUUCUUUUCUUUUCUUUUUGUUUUGCUCUCUCUGCGGUAAAAUGUGCAGUGUGUGUUGGCUUUAUAACAUAAAUAUGUCGCGAACACAAGAAAAAAGGAACAGAGAGAAAUUAAUAAUCUAUGGAUUUGGUGGAAAAAAAACACAGAGCUGGAUCAAAUUUUAUGUGCCAAUAAUUCUUAGCAUCUGAUCCAUCCAUUUGACCUACAGGUAUGCUUUCAUCACACAAUGGGUGUCAGAACAUUUACACAGUAACAAGUUUAUUAUGUGAAAAUCAGUUUUGUGUACUCUUUUGUGACUGAUGACUUGACUGCCCACCUGUUGUGGCAGUAUGAGUUUCUUCAAACCCCACCCUUCGAGUAUCACAAGAAAAAGUAAAACGAGCACUGAAAAUUAUUUGCAAAUACCCUUUGACCCAGAUCUAGAAAAGACAAGACAAAUGUUAAGGCGUUUAACGUUGAACGUUGUGUGCAGAUGAACUGAUUCAACUUUCUGUGAUCACUGGCAAACAUCUGCUCGCCGGGCCCGCUGAGACUCAGAGAACCAGGGUUGCAUUAGUAACCCCAUAUGUAUCAUUCAGUAUGUGAAAUGUGACAAACGUAAAGACCUAUUUGUACAAAUACAAUGGUUAAACUGUCUUGUUACAUUGUUGUAAUCAAUAUGUAAAACUUUCUAUGUGAUUGUGUGAAUUUUUUUUAUUAUUAUUUAUCUAUUUGAUUAUUUAUUUAUUUACUCGUGACCUGACCAAAAUACCCCGUUUGUCUGUUCUGUCCAAAAUCGAUGAAGAUGAUGUGCAAUGUUAAGGAGGGAAAUCUGUGUAUAGGGAUUAAAGGUUGUAU
Molecule: messenger RNA, 4603 nt
Organism: Lampris incognitus (smalleye Pacific opah)
Lineage: Eukaryota; Metazoa; Chordata; Actinopteri; Lampriformes; Lampridae
Product: plakophilin-4-like
Exons: 22
Coding region: 1-3435 (1144 amino acids)
Biological process (GO): cell-cell junction assembly; cell-cell adhesion
Cellular component (GO): cytoplasm; nucleus; plasma membrane
Molecular function (GO): cadherin binding
Source: RefSeq, a predicted model, not a curated record